Molecule: messenger RNA, 1677 nt
Organism: Morone saxatilis (striped sea-bass)
Lineage: Eukaryota; Metazoa; Chordata; Actinopteri; Moronidae
Source: RefSeq, a predicted model, not a curated record
GUGGUUCUUCGCUAUAAGGUGAACUUCCACAAUUGUGCAGAUGAAAGUGAAGCAUCAUGGACCUGCACUGGGAAUUGUGGGAAUCAGAGCAUAAUCAAACAUGAGGUAGAGAGGGAGGACAGUGGAGCCCAGUCGGGCAAUGGAGAGUGGUGUCAGACAGAGGGAAUCAUCUCUCAACAGGUUCCCAGCAACACUCCACUUGAGCUGGAAUUAAAUGGUGCUGCCUGGAUAGCUAACAUUAAUGGCAUCGGAAAUUGGAGUGCUGUGACUCUGGUGGAGCUGAGGAACCGGUCGGACACCGGCAAAGCCAACACAUCACCCCAGACCACCAUACUGCCCGCUGUGAGAGUUCCUUCAAACUGUCAGAGAGCUUACAACCUGCUGGCGUUUGACCCUGACGGAGAUGAGGUUAAAUGCAGAUAUGGAAACGCAUCGCUGUCAGAGUGUGACAUCUGCACGCCACCGUCUGUUCUCAACCUCUCAUCAUCUUGUACUCUGUCAUUCAGCCCCACCAGUACUAGUAAUGAAGGUGCGUACGUUGUACAGCUGGUGAUGGAGGACUUUCCCAGGCAGGAUAUCAUCCUGACUCAGACCAACGGUUCGCAGGUGGCGAGAACUACAAACGACUCUAUCAGCAAAAUACCUGUCCAAUUUGCUUUAAGGGUGGACGCUGUGGUGCCAUCUUGCACUGAGGGAAUCUAUCUGCCCAAGUUUCUGCCUCCAACUCCUGCCAACAGAGCUCAGCUGUACACUCCUGCCAAUCAGACCCUGGAAAUCAGCAUCAAGGCAGAGGCAAAUGUCUCCAUAAUUACUGAGCUGCUGUUCAGCGGGCCGUACAACACAAACCAGAUUAAUUCAGGAGUAGGACAGUACAUCCUGAGAUGGACGCCGUCUGAAAACGAAGAUGGAGAAAGCCACCCCAUCUGCUUUGUCAUCCAGGCAGUUUUCAAUUCAACCAAGUAUCACUCGGAGCUACGAUGUGUGAUUGUGAGUGUUGGAAACGCCCCAACAACAGCUACAACCAUUGAUCCAACAACAACACGGAUAACUACAACAACCACCAUUCCCUCUAUAACUACCCCACUACCUCCAACCACUAUUUCAUCCACAACAACUACCCCACUAACUACUACACCAACUACCACCGCACAAACCACCAUUAUUUUAGUCCCAGAUACUACCCCACUAAUUACUACACCAACUACGACCACACAAACCACCAUUACCUCUACAACUACACCACUACCUACAACACCUACUCCAUCCACAACUACUACCCCACUAAGUACAACACCUGUAACCGAAGACCCAAACCAAAUUGUUGCAGCUGUGAAAGUAAGGAUUUCCACUACGAUUACCCUGUCUGAGGACGACUUCAGGGAUAUUUUCAUACCACAGAUUAAAGCUGAACUGGUGAGACGAGGGCUGCCAUCAGACAUCACUCUACGUCUUGUGAGUUAUGUGCAACUGUAACGUGCAACCACAGCGCCCUCCGUUGUUUCAACGUGAUCAUUUAUUGACCCCCGGAAGGAACAUUUAUUUUCACCCAAAGUUAAAACUGCAAGCUCAGCUGCUUUAAUGUGACCAUAGUUAUAGUUAUUCCAAGUUUGGUGUUUGCUUGUUUUUAUCACGUUACUGUAUAAAUGUAAAAACAAGUUACCGGUAAUUUUUUAAUGU